Xenopus laevis (African clawed frog) is the source of this 1919-nucleotide messenger RNA. Its product is annotated as E3 ubiquitin/ISG15 ligase TRIM25. The record is from RefSeq and is a predicted model, not a curated record. The coding region runs from base 117 to 1721 and encodes 534 amino acids. The transcript is spliced from 2 exons. Lineage: Eukaryota; Metazoa; Chordata; Amphibia; Anura; Pipidae.
UUGCCAACUUUAACCCCGUCCUACUGGCUAUAUAAAUCUUUACUGAGCUUUGACUUUCACUUCUUAUUUCUGCUUCUUUUGCUUCACUGAUUACUUAUUGCUGUGCAGCUGUUCAUAUGAAACAGGACGAGACGAUACAGACUGCAGCUUCUUAUGGGAUGGCGGCUGUUGAUGUGAGAGAAGAGCUGAGCUGCUCCAUCUGCCUGAGUAUUUAUACCGACCCUGUAAUGCUGCCGUGUGGCCAUAACUUCUGCCAGGACUGCAUUGGGAAGGUGCUGGAUACCCAGGAGGGAUCUGGGGGUUACACCUGCCCUGAAUGCAGAGAGGAGUAUCAGGAGCGCCCUGCCCUGCACAGGAACAGGACUCUGGGUAACAUAGCAGAGAAAUUCCUUCCUACUCAGCCUGAGCCGGGGGAGACUGAGAUCCUCUGCACUUACUGUGACUCUCCUGUACCUGCUGUUAAAUCCUGUGAGCAGUGUGAGACCUCCCUGUGUGAUACUCACUUACACAAGCACAACAAGUCUGUACAACACACCUUAACUGAGCCCACCUGUUCCUUUAACAACAGAAAAUGCUCCAUCCACAGUGAAUUCCUGAGGUAUUACUGCUGUGAGGAUGAUGUCUGUGUCUGUGUGUCCUGCUGUCUGGCCGGAGAACACAGGGGCCACAGGGUGGAGCUGCUGAGUGAGGCCUCUGAGAAGAAGAAAGAGAAACUGGGGAAAGUUCUAAGGAAACUGAGCCUGGAGAGAGAGGAGACUGAGAGAGAAGCCAAGAGACUGCAGGAGGACAGCAAAGAAAAAGCAGCCGGCGGGACUGAGAAAUUCACUGCCUUGUUCAGGGACAUGAGGACAUGGGUGACUGACCUUGAGAAGCAAAUAUUGGAUGAGAUCUCUAGACAGAAAGAUAAACUUUCCCAUGAUGUCUCCGAUCAAAUCAAACAGCUGGAAAUAAAGAAGGAAGAUCUGGCCAGGAAGAUCCGUCACAUUGAGGAGCUGAGCAACAUGGCAGAUCCACUCACUGUCCUACAGGAACGGGAAUCACAUGGAGCUGCAUUCUGUGGGACUGAGGGGAGAGACGAUAUAAAGGUCCCUAUUGUAAUGGAUCUGGAUAAGGGACUGAUCUCAGACACAUUACUCAAAGGCUUAGCUAAGUUUAUGGUGUGGGGAAAAGAAAGUAUAUAUGGAUGGGAGGCUAGAGAUUUAUUACUGGAUAUCAGCACAGCAGGUAAACGUAUCGCUGUAUCACAGGACAAGAAAACUGCAUCUGAGUCUGACACUAAUCGCAAUUACCCAGACUCCGUAUAUAGGUUUUUGGAUUAUACUCAAGUUUUAUGCACCAGAAGUUUUGGAUCAGGGCGACAUUACUGGGAAGUGAAGACCAGUAAAUCGGGGGAUUGGGAUAUUGGGGUGGCCUAUCCCAGUAUAGAGAGACAUGGAGAUGAUUCAGGUAUAGGGUAUAAUAUUCAUUCCUGGAGUUUGUCCAAAUGUGGUGAUGCAUUUACAAUGUUACAUAACUCUGUUAAAACACCUGUAUCCCCCUCCUGUGAGAAAUUCAGAAUCUCACUGGACUAUGAGGCCGGACUUCUGUCCUUCUAUGAACUGAGUAAACCAAUGAGACACUUACACACCUUCACUGCCUCCUUCACUGAACCCCUGUACCCUGCAUUCUAUAUAAGUGACAAGGGCUGGGUGAAAUUGGAAGUUAAAACAAAUUUUUUCUGACCCUAUCUUGUCCCCAUGCCCUGACUGCCUGGGAUAUUGGCACACAUUUCUAGCUCCUCUUUUGACUAAUAUUUUAAUUGAGACGUUGCUGUUAAACUAAAAUGCCCAGAUUCUCUAUAGAGAAAAUAUUUUGUGCUUUACAUUUAAAGCGUGUGUAUCUGUUCAUUCUGCACUAAUAAACUGUUUCAUGACAACAAA